GUUGGUGCGCGGCGGAGGGGCGUGGCGCGGGAGGCGCCGUCGGUUGGCCGGCGGCGGGCGGGGGCGGGCCAUGGCGCUGCUGCUGUGCCUGGCCCUGACAGGGGCGCUGGCCCGCGGCUGCUUGCACUGCCACGGCAACUUCUCGGAGAAGUUCUCCUUCUAUCGCCAUCACGUGAACCUCAAGUCCUGGUGGGUGGGCGACAUCCCCGUGUCGGGCUCGCUGCUCACUGACUGGAGCCAGGACACAGUGAAGGAGCUGCACCUGGCCAUCCCCGCGGAGAUCACCUGGGAGAAGCUGAACCAAGUGGCGAACGUCGUGUACCAGAGGAUGGAUCAACUGUACCAGGGGAAGCUGUAUUUCCCUGGAUAUUUUCCCAACGAGCUGCGAGCUAUCUUCCGUGAGCAGGUGCACCUCAUCCAGAAUGCCAUCAUCGAAAGCCGCAUCGACUGUCAGCGUCACUGCGGCAUCUUCCAGUACGAGACCAUCUCCUGCACCAACUGCACGAACUCACACGUCGUCUGCUUUGGCUACAACUGCGAGUCGUCUGCAGAGUGGGAGACAGCAGUGCAGGGCCUCCUCCAGCACAUAAAUAACUGGAGCAAACAGAACACCAACACAAGCUUGAUAUCACCAAGCUUCAGGUGUCUGGAGCCCCCGCACCUGGCCAACCUGACUCUGGAAAACACCUCCAAGUGCCUGAUGCAGCACUGAGGGCGGCCAGGCCAGCGAGACCCGCCCCCGCCACGGUGCGGGGCCUCCGCUGGACCGCCUCGGCCUGGUGCUGUGGAGCAGGCCUGCUGCUGUCUGGGUGCUCCACCCACCUCGGAGCCCCGGCUAGGCUGGGCUGGGCUGGGGCUGGGAGGACGGGAAGGGAGGUAGAUGGGUUUGUAUAUAGCGGCGGGAUCACAGCUGUCUGAGGGAAUGAUUAAAUAUCCCUGACAUUUCUCAUCC
Messenger RNA from Lipotes vexillifer (Yangtze River dolphin), 952 nucleotides. It is a transcript of the gene IZUMO4, whose product is annotated as IZUMO family member 4. Bases 71 to 712 code for a protein of 213 amino acids. The transcript is spliced from 9 exons. NCBI's taxonomy places the organism in Eukaryota, Metazoa, Chordata, Mammalia, Artiodactyla, Lipotidae. Gene Ontology annotation, cellular component: nucleus. The record is from RefSeq and is a predicted model, not a curated record.